This is a messenger RNA of Kickxella alabastrina, 405 nucleotides long. RefSeq lists its product as uncharacterized. The transcript is spliced from 2 exons. Lineage: Eukaryota; Fungi; Kickxellomycota; Kickxellomycetes; Kickxellales; Kickxellaceae. The record is from RefSeq and is a predicted model, not a curated record. The annotation marks the transcript as partial.
GCGGAAAAUAUUGACAUGUUCGCCUUUGGCCUUCGUGAUCCCGGUGACCUUUUUGGACUUAACUACUGGCGACCCCCUGGCUAUGUCGAGGAAGAGAUCAGGCCAAUCCUUCAUGAACUGUCUGUACUGCCCCUUGACACCCAGCGAUUUGACAAACUUAUCGAAUGGAUAGUUGUGCAAUAUGUUAUUGCCGAGGCAUUUCAACAGCCGCUGACGGCGCUUAUCGCGUACUUCGGGGGGCUCCGAUUCCCCUGGUGGCAGCUCGGUAUAUUUUUGAAUUUUCUGGGGCGUUUGGAUAGUGCCGCCUGUCUUGCUGUUCUGCCUAUUUGAUUCGGCGGGGUCUUAUUCGGAGGAGCUAUCUCAGACAUCAUUGAGAGAAAGGGAAAGGAAAAGGGAGAGGAAGAG